AUGGAGGGACUCAAAUUAUGUUGGGAGUUAGGAUUCAAGAAAGUGGAGGUCGAAAGUGAUGAUGCGACUCUAAUAACAGAGCUGCACCGGAACGGAAGGAUCUCGGGGUACUACCUCAUCUCGAGCAUGAUUGAAGAACUUAUCAUGAGAGACUGGGAGAUCAAGUUUAUGUAUGUAGAGAGAGAAGGGAACCAAGUUGCAGACCUGUUAGCUAACUUAAGCAGCAAGCUGGCGUGUAAGAAAUAUGUUUGGAUCCAGCCACCUGUCGAAGUAACUGAAGUGUUGGAUAGGGAUGCAUUAGGAAUAGGGACUUUUAGACACGUGUAA
Messenger RNA from Neltuma alba, 327 nucleotides. RefSeq lists its product as uncharacterized. Gene Ontology annotation, molecular function: RNA-DNA hybrid ribonuclease activity; nucleic acid binding. The record is from RefSeq and is a predicted model, not a curated record. The coding region runs from base 1 to 327 and encodes 108 amino acids. Lineage: Eukaryota; Viridiplantae; Streptophyta; Magnoliopsida; Fabales; Fabaceae. The transcript has a single exon.